AUGGAAGACGGAGAGGAUGGCGAAUCAGAAGAGAAAUUGUCGGCGUCCAUGGCUCGAACCAUUCGAGAACUAGAACGGCUGGUCGACGAGGCCGUCAAGCUUGCCGAGAGCGCUGGGUCUCCUCACGAUGACGGCCAUAUUGCAGAACAACCAGAUCGCAAUAUGCUCAGUCUGCCACGUCGACCACAGUUGGGUCUCGCAAAGAAGAUCAGCAAAUACCUAGAAGAUGUCUCCACAAAGACGAGCGAUUUUGUACCCCCUUCAGAAAACGGCCAAUCCCCCAAGUCACGGCCAUCUGCGACAGAGCCAUCUUUCCAGGGAGAUGAGAUAAAGAUAGGGGAAGGAAGCCUUCGCUGCCGAGGGGCAUGCAGUGCUGAUAACUUACGACUCCUCCUCCCAGAACCAAUUGCUGAGCCUUUAGAAGAGAGAAAGACAAAAUUAUCGAGAGAUAGGAGAUCAACAGAACUGCCUUCAGAUCUCAAAAACCCGGCGGCCCGAUUCCUCCAGCCUCCCCAAAUUGGCCCUCGCGUCACAUCUGCCAACGCCAUCGAAGAAAGUAGUUCUUCCGCUUCAAGGCCAAUACCUACUCUCCAGCUGAAUGGUGACCGCUUGGAUGUCCAUUUGGAUGAAGACAGGGAACCGUUAUUAGUUAAGCCUGGGCUGGGCCACGAAAGACACUUCAGUCAAAUGUUUGGGAUUCCGUCCCGACAUGUGAGCAUCAACAUGGCACAUCCAUCGCCCUAUCCCUCCUACAAGGUAGACCUCAAUGGCGUACAGCACAUUGACCUCCCAGAACGAGCGGACAAUCUGGCCGUUCACACGACUUGUCACCAUGCACCCAUGGUUCGCAACUGGCCAAACUCUCGGAAGCGACUCGCUGCGGUGGUGAGCUGCAUCAAUGUUACUUGCCUAGGUUUACUUCUUGGGAUAUACGCUGGAGAGGUCCCAGCAAUUCAGUAUGUCAUUGUUGACCUGGACAACCAAGUCAUUCUGGGGAACCUCUUCCUCUACCUGGGACUUGCCAUACCAACUAUGGUAUUCUGGCCUCUGCCGUUGCUGCAUGGACGGAAACCCUACACCCUUGCAGCGCUUGCAUUGGCAUUGUGUCUGCAAAUACCGCAGGGGCUGAUGGUUAUCGCAUUCAGAUCGCCAGAUGUGAGCAGAUACCGCAUUACUUUACUCCUGUCUCGCGGUAUGUCAGGCUUUGUUCUUGGAUUUGCGGACAUUAAUAACCUUGCGACAAUGCUGGACAUCUUCGGAGCAUCGCUUCAGAGCAGUGAUUCGUAUGAGCUUGGUGACCCGUAUGAUGUCCGCCGGCAUGGAGGUGGAAUGGGAGUGUGGCUGGCAAUCUGGUCCUGGUGCACGGUAGGCUCGAUCAGCAUUGGAUUCCUUAUUGGAGCACUGAUCAUAAGCCGUACUUCGGUCGAUUGGGGCUUUUGGAUUUCGUCUCUCCUCCUGAUGGCUGUUAUCCUGCUCAACCUUCUCUCGCCAGAAGUGCGUCGAUCAGCAUUCCGACGAACAAUUGCGGAGAUCACUGGCGAGGGCGGGAGCUUCAGCAGGGUUGCUCGUGGGGAGGUCAAACUUCAUCUCACCGGGAAUGGGCCAUAUUGGUGGGGCGAAGAGAUCAUCGCAGCUCUGCGGAUGAGUUGGCGAAUGGUCAAGCAGCCUGGCUUGCUGGUAUUGUCGAUUUACGCAGCUUGGGUGUACGCACAAUUCACCUUGGUGUUGAUGUUGCUUGGAGCGUUGGCUUCGACUGAAUACCAUUACCGUCCAGAUGAAGUUGGACUUUGCGUUCUUUCACUAGCGAUUGGAUCAGCUUUGGCAAUGCCUUUUCAGACAGCUUCUUGGCUCAGUCGUUCCCGAUAUCACCCUCCUCGGACGGACAGCAUGACAUUCCAAAAAGCCAUGGUGUGGCAGUCACAUACGGUUCGGCGGACUUUCUUCACGAUUUUUCUCCCUCUGGCAGCGAUUGGAUACGCCCUGUCAUCAAGACAACCUCCUUUUCCCAUCGCUGUGCCAUGCUUGUUUGCUGCUUUCGUUGGAUUUGGUUCGAACCUGGCCAUUGCCGAGUGUUACGCUCUCAUGAUGCUAACCUUUGAUACAUCGGACUUGCAACCAGGAAUGACGGGUCGCCCGCCUCGGAGAUCAGUCAGAGGACGAAUAAAGGAACAACGAACGAAUUUCUCCUGCUAUCCUCGAGUCAGUGCAGGCAUGGCAGUUACCCAAUCUCUGAAGUUCGUGUUCGGCGCAGUGGCAACGGGCAUUGGGGGGCGAGUCGAACGGAGGUACGGUGGUAUGCAGGCAGCUGGCAUCGUCGCAGGUGUCCUUAUGGCACUAACUCUUCUUCUCACAGUGGUCCUGUUCAGAUGGAAAAGUGUUCAGAUGAUCCCCGGUCGGCAGGAUCGAGUUGUCGGAGAGGGAGAGGAAGAAUGGGAGCCUGUGAUCCUGGGGAACCCCACUGGGUUGACACGGAAGAUAAACAUCCUCGAGGCCGGCGAGUACACUCGGUGGUCAGAGAUCCGACGGCGGAACCGGUUGACCACUCGGUCUCGGGGCGCGUGA
Molecule: messenger RNA, 2562 nt
Organism: Cladophialophora psammophila CBS 110553
Lineage: Eukaryota; Fungi; Ascomycota; Eurotiomycetes; Chaetothyriales; Herpotrichiellaceae
Exons: 2
Coding region: 1-2562 (853 amino acids)
Biological process (GO): transmembrane transport
Molecular function (GO): transmembrane transporter activity
Source: RefSeq, a predicted model, not a curated record